Gorilla gorilla gorilla (western lowland gorilla) is the source of this 1812-nucleotide messenger RNA. RefSeq names its product tubulin beta-2B chain. The record is from RefSeq and is a predicted model, not a curated record. Gene Ontology annotation, biological process: microtubule-based process. NCBI's taxonomy places the organism in Eukaryota, Metazoa, Chordata, Mammalia, Primates, Hominidae. Gene Ontology annotation, cellular component: microtubule. Bases 221 to 1558 code for a protein of 445 amino acids. The transcript is spliced from 4 exons. Gene Ontology annotation, molecular function: GTP binding; GTPase activity; structural constituent of cytoskeleton.
GGAGAGCGCCAGCGCGAAGGGGACUGGGGGGCUCGGGCUGGGGGCGCGGCCUGUGCCGGCCGCCCCACCCUCCUUGCAUAAAAGCCGGAGCCCGCGGGGCCGGCGCUCUCAGCCCGUCGGUUCCCGAGCGCCUUCCCGGUGACCCCGCAGUGGGUGUGUGAGGGGAGGACGGACAGACCCACCAGACGCCGCCGGACCAGGAGGACGCUGACGAGGCACCAUGCGUGAGAUCGUGCACAUCCAGGCGGGCCAGUGCGGCAACCAGAUCGGCGCCAAGUUUUGGGAGGUCAUCAGUGAUGAGCAUGGGAUUGACCCCACUGGCAGUUACCAUGGAGACAGUGAUUUGCAGCUGGAGAGAAUCAAUGUUUACUACAAUGAAGCCACUGGUAACAAAUAUGUUCCACGGGCCAUCCUCGUGGAUCUGGAGCCAGGCACGAUGGAUUCGGUUAGGUCUGGACCAUUCGGCCAGAUCUUCAGGCCAGACAAUUUCGUGUUUGGCCAGAGUGGAGCCGGGAAUAACUGGGCCAAGGGCCACUACACAGAGGGAGCCGAGCUGGUCGACUCGGUCCUGGAUGUGGUGAGGAAGGAGUCAGAGAGCUGUGACUGUCUCCAGGGCUUCCAGCUGACCCACUCUCUGGGGGGCGGCACGGGGUCCGGGAUGGGCACCCUGCUCAUCAGCAAGAUCCGGGAAGAGUACCCAGACCGCAUCAUGAACACCUUCAGCGUCAUGCCCUCACCCAAGGUGUCAGACACGGUGGUGGAGCCCUACAACGCCACCCUCUCUGUCCACCAGCUGGUGGAAAACACAGAUGAAACCUACUGCAUUGACAACGAGGCCCUGUAUGACAUCUGCUUCCGCACCCUGAAGCUGACCACCCCCACCUACGGGGACCUCAACCACCUGGUGUCGGCCACCAUGAGCGGGGUCACCACCUGCCUGCGCUUCCCGGGCCAGCUGAACGCAGACCUGCGCAAGCUGGCGGUGAACAUGGUGCCCUUCCCUCGCCUGCACUUCUUCAUGCCCGGCUUCGCGCCCCUGACCAGCCGGGGCAGCCAGCAGUACCGGGCGCUCACGGUGCCCGAGCUCACCCAGCAGAUGUUCGACUCCAAGAACAUGAUGGCCGCCUGCGACCCGCGCCACGGCCGCUACCUGACGGUGGCUGCCAUCUUCCGGGGCCGCAUGUCCAUGAAGGAGGUGGACGAGCAGAUGCUCAACGUGCAGAACAAGAACAGCAGCUACUUCGUGGAGUGGAUCCCCAACAACGUGAAGACGGCCGUGUGCGACAUCCCGCCCCGCGGCCUGAAGAUGUCGGCCACCUUCAUCGGCAACAGCACGGCCAUCCAGGAGCUGUUCAAGCGCAUCUCCGAGCAGUUCACGGCCAUGUUCCGGCGCAAGGCCUUCCUGCACUGGUACACGGGCGAGGGCAUGGACGAGAUGGAGUUCACCGAGGCCGAGAGCAACAUGAACGACCUGGUGUCUGAGUACCAGCAGUACCAGGACGCCACGGCCGACGAACAAGGGGAGUUCGAGGAGGAGGAGGGCGAGGACGAGGCGUAGAUGCCCCCGCGAGACGGGUUAGGGAAAGCAGAGGAGGAAAGCGAGGGGGUGGGGGGCUUCCCGGGACGAUAACCUGGCAGUCGAAGGAAAGAAGCAUGGUCUACUUUAGGUGUGCGCUGGGUCUCUGGUGCUCUUCACUGUUGCCUGUCACUUUUUUUUCCUUUUUUGUAAUAUUGAUGACAUCAAUGUAACAUUUGAGAUAUUUCUGAAUUACUGUUGUAAUGGCUAAAAUCACAUAAACGUUUGUGUCGGAA